Messenger RNA from Nyctereutes procyonoides (raccoon dog), 7069 nucleotides. It is a transcript of the gene RBFOX2, whose product is annotated as RNA binding fox-1 homolog 2. Gene Ontology annotation, biological process: regulation of alternative mRNA splicing, via spliceosome; nervous system development. NCBI's taxonomy places the organism in Eukaryota, Metazoa, Chordata, Mammalia, Carnivora, Canidae. The transcript has 14 exons. Bases 134 to 1495 code for a protein of 453 amino acids. Gene Ontology annotation, molecular function: mRNA binding. Gene Ontology annotation, cellular component: nucleus; cytoplasm. The record is from RefSeq and is a predicted model, not a curated record.
CGCGCACGCACACGCACGCACGCGGGGGCGGGGAGGCGCGCGCCCGCCUGUCGCGACAGUCGGGGCCGAGGCCCAGGGGGAGGUGGCCUGUCGCGGGUCGCCCGGCUCCCGGAGGCGAGGGGGGCGCGGGCGGAUGGCGGAAGGCGCCCAGCCGCAGCAGCCGCCGCAGCUCGGGCCCGGCGCCGCUGCCCGGGGGAUGAAGCGGGAGUCGGAGCUGGAGCUGCCGGUGCCCGGAGGGGGAGGAGACGGAGCCGAGCCCGGCCUGAGCAAGCGGCCGCGCACCGAGGAGGCGGCGGCCGACGGCGGCGGCGGCGGGAUGCAGAACGAGCCUCUGACCCCAGGUUAUCAUGGAUUCCCAGCACGGGACAGCCAGGGUAACCAGGAGCCAACAACAACUCCUGACGCAAUGGUUCAGCCUUUUACUACCAUCCCGUUUCCACCACCUCCACAGAAUGGAAUUCCCACAGAAUAUGGAGUGCCACACACUCAGGACUAUGCCGGCCAGACCAGUGAGCAUAACCUGACACUCUACGGAAGUACGCAAGCCCACGGGGAGCAGAGUAGCAACUCACCCAGCACACAAAACGGAUCUCUCACGCAGACAGAAGGGGGAGCACAGACAGAUGGCCAGCAGUCACAGACACAAAGUAGUGAGAACUCAGAGAGCAAAUCCACCCCUAAACGGCUGCAUGUCUCUAAUAUUCCCUUCCGCUUCCGGGACCCUGACCUCCGACAGAUGUUUGGGCAGUUUGGCAAAAUCCUAGAUGUAGAAAUUAUCUUUAAUGAACGUGGCUCUAAGGGAUUCGGGUUCGUAACUUUCGAGAAUAGUGCUGAUGCAGACAGGGCCAGGGAGAAAUUACACGGCACCGUGGUAGAGGGCCGUAAAAUCGAGGUGAAUAAUGCUACAGCACGUGUAAUGACCAAUAAGAAGAUGGUCACACCAUAUGCAAAUGGUUGGAAAUUAAGCCCCGUAGUUGGAGCUGUAUAUGGCCCUGAGUUAUAUGCAGCAUCCAGCUUUCAAGCAGACGUGUCCCUAGGCAAUGAUGCAGCAGUGCCCCUAUCAGGAAGAGGGGGUAUUAACACUUACAUUCCUUUAAUCAGUCUCCCUUUAGUUCCUGGCUUCCCUUACCCGACUGCAGCCACCACGGCAGCCGCUUUCAGAGGAGCCCAUCUGAGGGGCAGAGGGCGGACAGUAUAUGGUGCAGUCCGAGCGGUACCUCCAACAGCCAUUCCCGCCUAUCCAGGAAUAGUCUUACAGGAACCAAUCAUUAGCGCUAAAAUACCUCAGGGCGGAUACGCAGCCUACAGAUACGCACAGCCCGCUACUGCAACAGCGGCCACAGCCGCCGCCGCUGCCGCUGCCGCCUACAGUGACGGUUAUGGCAGGGUGUACACAGCCGACCCCUACCAUGCCCUUGCCCCUGCCGCUAGCUAUGGAGUUGGCGCUGUGGCGAGUUUAUACCGAGGUGGCUACAGCCGAUUUGCCCCCUACUGAAGUGACGUGAGACCCUGCAAAUGGGACCGCCCCCCAGUUCAUGAGGCCUGGCUAUUGCAAUAUUUACUAGUAGAGGAACUCUAUAGCAAGAUGAAGAGGAAAAACAAACAAACAAACAAAAAAAAAAAAAAAAACAAAAAAACAAAAAAAGAGAGAAUACUUUUUUAUACCUCACUAUGUUCUUUGAAUAUGUAUUUUUCCUUUACAUUUCUGCCUUUAAUUCUUUUGUUCCAAAGAUUGUGCAUUUUUUCUUUUUUUUCUUUUUUUUUUAACUGUGGUAAAAAAAAAAAAAUAAUGCAUUUCCAUGUCUGUAUGUCCGUGCUUAGCUUAUUCUGUCAAUCACGGAAGAGGCAGUUACUGAGGAAGGGGAGACCUUAGGAGCUGAUGAAUGCAUGCGAUCAGAAAUCAGACAGAGCUACCAAAGUGUAUCGGGUGCUGAGUGGCUGGGGAUGAGCAGAAGUGGAGGAGAUCUUUAUGCAACAGGAUAUUCUUCUGAGUUUCUGGUCUUUGGCAGGCAAUUCUGAUUGGCUGUGGCUGGAAUCCACAUGCUGAUAGAUGAUAGGAAUUUGUGCUUGCGAAGCAGGAGAAUUAAAAAGACACUUUCCUCUCCUCUUCCCUCCUGUCUUCAUUCUUUUUACAAUCUUCUUACCUGCACAGCCUGAGACAGUUGGCAUGGUUUUUGGAAUUAUAAUAAUAUUUCCAAACAUGCUCUCAGACUGCGGAUAAUAAACACCUCAUUAGGAAACAGAUCUCAGAAUGAACUCUGGAGUAUGAAAAAGAUCAUUCUUUUCUUUCCUGAGAUCCCAGCAUUCCUGCUGGGCUUCCUCCCCUUUCUCUGAAACACAGCUUAGCUCAUCUGUCCUUUUACGAACUCCCUGCUCCCAAGUCCUCAAGAGUCAGGAAUUUAGGACCCAGGGACAGGAGAAUAAAUAGCAACCAGCUUUUCUGGCUUGAGGGUUAGAAGUACAAAGUGUUGGGAGCCAGUAAAGGGGUAAGGAAGAAAAAAAGGAUGUUGGAUGAUGUCUGGCAGGGCACUGAUUGAUAUUUCUGUGAUUUCUCUUGCAUCAGAAGGUCAGUACAAAGUAAACAUAUCAAGAGUGUUGGCAAAAGGUAAAACACCCAAUCCUGGGGCGGCUGUCCCUGGAAGUUUGUGGUGAUCGUAAGGGGGCACGUAAGGGCAGGCAGAGGCACUUUGUACUAACUAGCUCCAAAGCCAUAGGAAUUUCCAUCUUCCAGAGCAUUCUUUGAGCCACUUCUCUGUCCAUGGUCUUGAGCUCUCCUGGCUGCUCUGCCUGGCUUCUGGUUAUCCUCCAAAGACACCCAACCAAGCACGCAACCACUUGGCAUACAUGAACACUACAGGACAUAAAACCCAGAGCCCCUGAGGCUUCUCUCCGCCCAUAGUGGAAGAAAGGUGUGACCUGGCAAGGAUCUGUUGCCAGAAAGAGUCAUGUGGUGACCACAGGAGUGAGUCCCUGCUGUUGCUCCCCAGCUUUGAUUUUAUACAUCUUAAGGUAGGGAAGAAAGUGUUUCUCUUCUAGCUAUUAGCUGUUAAUGAUAAAGGCAAGGGUCCUGCAGCAUUUCCAAAAUGAAGGCAUUAGAAAACAGAAAAGCACGGUCCGUUUGGCUCCCUGGUCUAUUCACAUUGGUACUAGGGUGACUUCUCACCCAAGGGAUAGCUGCUAAAGGGAGUAAUUCAGAGACAUGGAGCUUCCGGUUUGUUAUGGGUUUGUUUUCUGUUUGUUUUGGGUUUUUUUUGGGGGGGGCGUUUGUUUUUUUUGUUUUUUGUUUUUUUUUUUUUACUCCUGCCUCCACACAUGUUCUUGACUGAUAACUGAUUCAUGUCCCUGAAUUAAAAUGACUGACAUAUGACAGCAUCAAGCAUUCUUUGUAAGCAGAGUGAUCUAUCCGGGAGGGACUGGCCUGUUGUGUAAAAUACAUAUCUUCUCCGCCCGCCCCCCCCCGCCCCCCGUGGAGCCCUCUCUCUCCAGACGAUGGGGAGAGAGGCUGUCCCUGAAACGAGGGGAGACAUCAAGGAAGCUAGAGGCCUCGAUGCAAUCUUACUGAUUCUGGGGAGGAAUGCUUGGAAUAGGGGACACCAAACUACCCAGGGCCAUUGGCCUUUGUUAAGGGUUUGCCUCCCCAAGCCAAAGUUUGGUUCGUUGCUGUUAAGACAAUUUUUGUUGUAUGUAUAUAAAUAUUUUAGUUAGAGGAAGGGGUAUGGGAUCUGGGGCUUUCACAGUUCUAGGGAAUGGGGGCAGGGAGGAUUUUUUUCCUUUUCUUUCUUUUUGUUUCGAGAGAGAGCUUUUAUUCACUAAAGAAAUGGAGAAAUUUCAUGUCAUGUUCAAAUAGGGGCCAUUCACAGAAAUGGCAAGGCACUGCUCAAUGGAGACAAGGCCAAAUUUUAAAUGGUUGUGUCUGUAGCAGGGGAGGAGGAUAGGAGAAUGAGUAAUUUCCUCUUCUUUUUUCCAAGAAAAAGACAAGGAUGGUGGGAAAGAUAGAGAAGGCAGCUCCCACUGCCCUUGUAAAAGAGGCAGAAGCUUGAGCUUGGGCUACCUCUACUGCAUUUCAGUUCAGCUGGUUCUGGCUGAGGACUCCAUAGGCAAGCUCUGUGCAUUCUGCUGCAUGUCCAGGGAUGGUUGUAAUACGGCUUCCUCCAGCUCCCUUUUCUCAGGAAGGCUAAGUAGACUUCUGCUUUUGCUCAAGGGCCUCUGCUCUUCGGCGUCCGCACUGAGAACUGGAGCUCUCGUGAGCAUCUAGAUGAGAUCGUGUCAGCCUUCCCAUCACCUUUGAACUUUGAGACUCUGUACAGCCAGCUUCAUCAGAGGCAGGUUCCUCAAAGCACCGGUGCUUGCUUGUCUGCUCCUGGCUCUGGUUCCCAUUGGACUAAGAAACAGAGUCGGAAGAGAGUUUGGCCUCUGUGGGUUCGUUAGAGGAUGCUGGUUGAUGAUUCCAAAAAAUCACUGAUCUGAAUCACAGCACGUGAAUGAUUUUGACAGCUUUACUGUAGCUCAUGACAUGGGCUUCUGUACUUAGCGUCUUACUCCUAGAAGCCAGGCUCCUUUAAGGAGACCACUAGUGAGAACCUUUAUCUCCUAUCCUUCUCUCAGCCCCGAGAGCUGCCCUUAGGUCAGGUCUGGAAUCCCAUGCGUUCCAUGUUUCAGCUCCCAAGAACCCGGGUCAGCCGUGGUGACUCACCGGCUUUAAGGCUCUCAGGUUUUACCCAGCUUCCCAUCACCACCGUCCUCUGACAACCACAGGUGGGAUUGAGCCAAUAUUAUUUUUGUCCUCAAAAAAGAAGGGGACUGGGGCUCAUCUCUGUUUAAGGGGAGCUAGUGCAGAUUAUUCAGUAGAAACCAGUGGUAGCAGCUUUUCCUCAAAAGUCUAAUUGCUCAGGGGCUGAAGUGCUCUGUAGGUUACCAUUCCUAGUGAUGUAGCAGAGAAGUAGGUGAGCACCACCCUUAUCACCAGUCACUUAGCUUCCCAAUGGGGGAGAGGUGGCAACUCGGAAGUGAAGCCACCCCGAGGCUCUGCCAGAAGAGCUUCAUAACUGCCCCCUCUUCCCUCAGACGGGAGAACAGGGCCGAGCCGGGGCCCCUCUGGAAGGCACACCGGCCAGGAGCGGGGAGGGAAACUGCUUGUGCCCUCUCCCUCACCAACUCCAGCCUCCUGCUGCUUGCAACCUCUAGCACAGUAACAUUUGCAGAAUUGCAGAUUUUUUUUUCCCCAGAUGAUAGGAAGAAAGGGACUUUGGGGGGUGGGGAAGGGGUAGUGGUGUUUUAAAAAGCAUAAGUUACCUGUUUGCACUGUUUUAAGAUAGGAAAAAAGAAUAGUGGGCAAGGUGAACAUCAGACGUAAAUUUGUGUGUUUUUAUUUUGUCAUGCUCUUGAAAGUGUCUGACCAUUUGUAGUAUACACCAGUGAGACUUGAUUCUGUUACAUAGAACACUUUUUUUUUUUUUUUUGGUAAUGUUACUGUCCAAAAGCCUCUUUCCUCCUUUCCCUUCUCCUGUGUACUUGCUUCAUACUUGCUUUAUUGAUCAACCAGGCAAUAGCCAUCCAAGAGCUAGAGCGUGAAGCAGAGCCCUUUCCAAGUAGGCUCCGGGUGUCCUAAGCCAGCACGUGCCCUCUGGUUUAGCGAGUGCAGUGGAGUCCCUGGCACCUGUCUUUAAAAUAAGGCUUACAGACCAGACUACGGCAAGUUCUCCAAUUCCUGAAUCAGACGCACUAGGAACGAGGAGCCGAGGGUGGAGGGGAUUCCUCAAGUUAAUCCAAGUUGGCUGUAGUAGCUGUUCUCAUCCAUGUUACCGGAACUGUAGCCAGUUACAGUUUACUCAGGAAAACGGUAGAUCAAUUCAGCCAUGGUAGUGCUGGUUGGCAGGGAUUGGUAACCGAGAGAACUGCUCAUCAGCCAAAACUCAAACCUUGCCUUUAAGGAGACUGCCAGCGGGGGGCUCGGUCUGCUCCGGCUGGCUGGCAGUCACACAUGUGCCAGUGUGGCAGAGGCUCGGUCACACGGCAAGCAAAAAGGGAUCAUCAAUUCUCUUUCCUCUCCCCCAACCCUCACCCCCACCCCAGUUACCAACGCCAGAUUCCCAGGGGGUACUUGUGUUUUCUGAAUUUUUAAAAAAUGACUUUUGGUUUGGUUUUUCUGGGGACUGAUAAAGUGCUUUAAGCAAUGUCUAUACCCCCAUCGAGACUCCCCAGCUUAGCCAUUUUCUUGUAUUUUUCUGUUCACAGUAUUUUUGUGUGUGUGUGUGUGUGUGCUUGUUUUGGCAGCUCAUUUUGGCUGUAUUAUAUAUCGAGUGAUGAAUUGAUCCUCUUUUUUCCCUAAGGGAUAUGAAUUUUUUUUCCUUAUGUUUUAAUUCUGCUUGUGAAUAGCUGGAGCAAACCUGGGGCUGACACACGUAAGCUAGGGCUGCAGAGUGCUGACAGGGCCAGUGGUGUUGACUUGUCACUGACAGGCUGACCUACCUGCGUCUCUGAGCUUUUCAGUCCAAAUCUUUGCAAGGCUAAAAAUGCCACAGAACCUCUCCUCCCCACUCCCCAUGGCAGGGACUGGACCCUCCUAACAUGGAACAUGCAGCUUCUCCUGCCCCCCCUCCCAUUGCCAUGGCAAAACAGGUACCUUUUGGGGCAUGGGGGCAUCACAUGGGAUGCUUGUAUAAUUGACCACCUCGCCUUCUCUCCCCAACCCCACCCCCAGAGUCACUUCUAGGACACCCGAGCUGCUUGCCCAGGGUCCUGUUUCCCUGCAUCUCCAGAGAAGCACCCCAGGGCUUUGUGACAGUCUCUAACUCCCUCCCCCUCUCGUUAAGAAUCAUAUUGUAUAGUAGCUUUCAGACCAUACAGUAUUCAUUGGGUUACUCCUAUUAUUAUCAAGUAGCUGGAAUUGUGAAGGUCGGAGUAGUUAGAUCUUUAGCUUUUAUUCCUUAUUUUUUUGUAUUACUAUCCAUGUGUAUAAAUUAUUGAUCAUGUUGCUGGCUUUUAUAAACUCUAAGCGAAGGAGGAGCACUGUCUCUGCCUUUGCAAAUGGUAAUGAAGCACUGUUUUUAAAUAAAAGAGAGAAACACCA